UAAGCUCAAACUCUAACCCAAACCUUUCAUCUAUCUUCUGAAUCUAACCCUAACCCAACACAGCACAGCAUUUGCUUCUUUUUUUCUUUCUUUUUCCUCCUCAUUCUUUCAGACCAACUUCAAUUUUCACGCUCUCCAAUUUCACUCUCUCUUCCUUCCAUAAUACCUAACUAGUACUGUUUGGAUAAUUUCAAAACAAGCUCAUCAAAUUGAAGAUUAUUGUAACCUCGCUGCUUCAAAUUUCAUAUCAGAAUUCACCAAUUCAAUUCACCUUCUUCUCCUCAUACAUACCCACUCAUCAGGUUCAGAUAUUCAUCGCUACAUAUAUAUACAAAUAUAGAAAUAGUUAGCAGAAAGGAGAAACAAUGGAUCACGCCCAUUCUCUUCCAACUCCUUUCCACGCAGGAAGAGAUCUGCACCUGCACCACCAACACCAGUUUCAUUCCUUACAACAAAACAACGAAGACGAGCAAAGCGGAAGCAGCGGAGGCCUAAACCUCGCUCACAAAAGAGAACGCGAAGAAAACAACACCACCAACAGCAAUAACAGUGAAGGAAAGGAAGGAGGAGGUGCCGGCUCCGGCGAAACCGAGAUUUCAAGAAGACCACGCGGAAGACCCGCCGGAUCCAAGAACAAGCCCAAACCCCCCAUCAUCAUCACUCGCGACAGCGCCAACGCCCUCAAAACGCACGUCAUGGAAGUCGCCGACGGCUGCGACAUCGUCGACAGCGUCUCCACCUUCGCCCGCCGCCGCCAGAGAGGCGUUUGCAUCAUGAGCGGCACCGGAACCGUCACCAAUGUUACUCUACGCCAACCUGCUUCUUCCGGCGCCGUCGUCACGCUCCACGGAAGGUUCGAGAUCUUGUCCCUCGCCGGAUCCUUCCUCCCGCCUCCGGCGCCUCCCGCCGCUACCGGCUUGACGAUAUACCUGGCUGGAGGACAAGGGCAGGUAGUAGGAGGUAGCGUGGUCGGCGCACUCAUUGCUUCGGGGCCUGUGGUUAUCAUGUCAGCUUCGUUCAGCAACGCUGCGUAUGAGAGACUUCCGUUGGAAGAUGAAGACCCUUCGAUGCCGCUUCAGGGAGGUUCGAUUGGGUCACCCGGCGGUGGCGGCGGCGUGGGACAAGCGCAAACGCCUCAGCAGCUUCUGGGGGAUUCUACUGCUCCUCUCUUUCACGGUUUGAAUCCGAAUCUUCUGAAUUCCGUUCAGAUACCUACGGAAACGUUCUGGGCAACGGGUCCGGGUCGCUCUCCUUACUGACAUGUAACAGUAACAGUAACAGUGUGGAUGGUUGGUGUAAGUGAAACGCUAUCUAUCAAUCGCUGUUGCCUGGUUGAUUUCCUUGAUUAAUGCCUUUUGUUUUUAGCUUUUUUGGUGGGUCGGGUACGUACGUAGCAAGAGAUUCACCAAACUGUCGUGUUACCAAAAGCUAGGGAAUAGUGAUCCUAAGUUGAACCAACGUGCCAUUCAGGUUCCAUUCGAUCGCUUCUUUCGCAGUAUUUGUUUGUCGUUUCGAUUAUUACUUAGGUAUAUGUUCACGUGUAUUUCAGACUGUAAUUAAAUUCAUGGAUGGAUAUGCAUCAUCAUUGCCUACUUUUAUUCUAUUUAUGGAAAAA
Vigna unguiculata (cowpea) is the source of this 1615-nucleotide messenger RNA. RefSeq names its product Putative AT-hook DNA-binding family protein. Gene Ontology annotation, biological process: vegetative to reproductive phase transition of meristem. Lineage: Eukaryota; Viridiplantae; Streptophyta; Magnoliopsida; Fabales; Fabaceae. The record is from RefSeq and is a predicted model, not a curated record. Gene Ontology annotation, molecular function: DNA-binding transcription factor activity; minor groove of adenine-thymine-rich DNA binding. Gene Ontology annotation, cellular component: nucleus.